AUGGGGGAAGACGAUAUGCCGUUGGAUGAUAAGGCAAAGAGAAUGAGAGAUCUGUUAUCAAGCUUCUAUUCUCCAGAUCCUUCCGUUUCUAAUGCUAGCAAUUCUUUCAAAUUUGCAUCCUUAGAUGCAAUUAACUCCGCCUCCUUUGAUGCCGAUCAGUACAUGAAUCUCCUGGUGCAAAAAUCAAAUUUGGAAGGGCUUUUGCAGAGGCAUGUUGAAAUGGCAGCUGAGAUAAAAAAUCUAGACACUGAUUUGCAAAUGCUAGUUUAUGAAAAUUACAACAAGUUUAUUAGUGCCACUGACACGAUUAAAAGGAUGAAAAGUAAUAUUGUAGAGCAGUUCAUAUAUGAUCUACCUGCUAGACUUGGGAAGUGUAUUAAAUCAGAGGCAUAUGCUGAUGCAGUCAGGUUCUACAUUGGAGCAAUGCCAAUUUUCAAGGCAUACGGGGACUCAUCAUUCCAGGAUUGUAAGCGAGCAUCCGAAGAAGCUAUAGCUACAAUUAUAAAAAAUUUGCAGGGAAAGCUUUUCUCGGAUUCUGAAUCCAUACAAGCAAGGGCUGAGGCUGCAGUACUUCUUAAGCAGUUGAAUUUUCCGGUGGACAACUUAAAAGCAAAACUAUUUGAAAAGUUGGAGCAAUCUCUUGAAGGCCUUCAGCUUAAGCAUGAAGAGAUGGCCGAUGUUUUGGUGGAAUCUAAUAACCCUUCUGAACAAGGAAAUAAUACCGAGUCAGUUUCUGGUUCUGCACAUGAUGCUUUAAUUUGUGAGUUUGCUGAAGCUGUUCAAGCUUACCAAGUAAUAUUUCCCGACUCAGAAAAGCAAUUGAUUAAACUUUCUCAAGACUUGAUUGCCAAGCACUUUGAUAUCACUGCAGAUUACAUAAAGAAGUGGAUUCCCGUUGCUAGUUUUCUGGGUGUUCUUCGAAUUAUAUGGAAAGAUGUGCUACUGAUGGAUAAAGUGUUGAAUGAGGCUCUUCUUCCUGAUUAUUCUUUGAAGGCUUCUCGGCUUGCUGUCAAACAAUAUAUAAAAAGCGUGUUUUCUCACCUUCUGCAUGAUAUCUCAGAUUCCCUAACCAAUGCACAUAUCAAACCAAAGGAGGAAGUGGAAGAACAUCCUUUGGUAGUUUUCCUGGAUGCAGGCAAAAGCGCAGUGCUUCAAGGGAGCAUGAACAUAUUAUUGGACUUCCGCCAACUUCUUGAGGAGAACCUAGGAGGGCUUCAACUGAGUGACUUGAUUGUUGAUUGGGUUCAAGAAGGAUUUCAAAGUUUCUUCAGGGCACUUCAUGAUCAGUUCCUCUUGCUUUCAGGGAAAAAUAAAUCUGCCAGUCAAGAUGAAAAUUCCACAGAGAGUAUGCAGGUUGAGAAAAAGGUUCCUGGUCUUGUCCUGGUGCUGGCUCAACUGUCUGUUUUUAUUGAACAAACUGCCAUCCCUAGAAUUACUGAGGCAAGGAGUCACUCAACAGAAAUAGCUGCUUAUUUCUCUGGUGGUGGUGGUCGUGCUUAUGAGAAUGGGCCAGCAUUUGUUCCUGGUGAAAUUUGUCGAACCUUUCAUUCAGCUGGUGAAGUGUUUCUACAGCAUUAUGUAAAUAUGAGAACUCAAAAAAUAUCAGUUCUCCUGAGGAAGAGGUUUACAGCUCCAAACUGGGUCAAGCACAAGGAGCCAAGAGAAGUUCAUAUGUUUGUUGAUUUAUUCCAUCAAGAGUUGGAAGCAGUAGGAACAGAGGCAAAGCAGAUCUUACCUCAUGGAGUUCUACGCAAGCAUCGUCGCUCUGAAAGCAAUGGAAGCACUGGUUCCUCUCGCAGCAAUCCAUUACGAGAUGACAAAAUGAGCCGGUCAAAUACCCAUAGGGCCAGGAGUCAACUUCUUGAAACACACCUGGCGAAAUUGUUCAAGCAAAAAGUUGAAAUUUUUACAAAAACUGAAUAUACACAGGAAUCUGUUGUAACUACUGUCGUAAAACUCUGUCUUAAAAGUUUGCAAGAAUUUGUUCGACUCCAGACUUUCAACCGGAGUGGAUUUCAGCAAAUUCAGUUGGAUAUUCAGUUCCUAAGGGCAUCUCUAAAGGAAAUUGUUGAAGACGAAGCUGCUGUUGACUUUUUGCUUGAUGAGGUGAUAGUUGGUGCUUCAGAACGUUGUCUUGAUCCAAUUCCUUUAGAGCCUCCUAUCUUGGAUAAACUAAUUCAAGCGAAGUUGGCAAAAGAGAAGGAACAGAAUCCAAUUUCUCCAUAA
Molecule: messenger RNA, 2226 nt
Organism: Dovyalis caffra
Lineage: Eukaryota; Viridiplantae; Streptophyta; Magnoliopsida; Malpighiales; Salicaceae
Source: the annotation of a GenBank genome assembly